Messenger RNA from Seminavis robusta, 1969 nucleotides. The record is from the annotation of a GenBank genome assembly. NCBI's taxonomy places the organism in Eukaryota, Bacillariophyta, Bacillariophyceae, Naviculales, Naviculaceae.
AUACACGAGCAAUCAAUUCACAGCACGCACCAUUAUUUCCCCGAAUGAAACAGUCUCCGUAUUUAGCUUUGAGAAGACCAUCUGGCCCAUAUUCUUCUGAUUGUUCCAGGGCCAUAUUCAGGUAUCCAUCCAGGCAUGCCAGCACUCCUGUAGGGUAGUAGAGGUGGUGGAUAGCGAUGGUUGAGCAGGAUCCACAAACUGAACUGCGAGGAAGAUGGUCACGACAAGAAUGGGGUCCUACCUCGAUAUUCAAUUCCAGAAUUCAGUUUCACUCGAACAGGACGCCCCAGCACUGACUUGAGAAAAUCCGACGGCGAUCUCUUGGACUGUGGUUGGAUGCAAACAAUGUAUGUGAGAGAGUUGGACGAAUGAAAACGGCAGUUUCUUCGUUGCCUCAAUGAAUCCAACCUACCUUUUCCGCAUCAGCAGCAGGGGCAGCAUCUGCAGCGGCCUUUGGUUCCUCUGAUGACAUUGCUGUUGUUGUUUCACUGUUGGUUACAAGCUACUAGCUGGACGGAGGAGGAAAGAUCCGUCGCAAUGUUGCGUUUGUGGCUGUCAUGGUCGUUGGUCGAGGCCAGUGUCAAAUCUCUAACCCUUUCAAAACCAUCCGUGACUUACUCAGUCCUGGUGAAGGCUCCCUCUUCCAACCGCACGACCUCAUUUAUUUUUGCUCAUCAUUUAUUUUCACGCCUUGAUCUUCAAGUUCGAGCCAUUGAGAGACUACUUGACUCGACUGUACCGGUACGUAACAGCAAAGAAGAAGAAGAAGAAGACGCGACGGCGUCUGCACUUUCUCUAGUUUCAUCUCCAAGAAUUGUUGGUUUUACACCGCCGACACGAUGACAGUUCACGCCAACGACGACACGACGACAGUCAGCCCCACCGCUGCGAAUAACGACACCGGAACCUCGUUCGUUCCCAAGGUCGAGUGCACCGGAAGUGACAUCCAGUCGUUUCCCCUGUGCAUCUUCACGACCAACAUGAGAGAAGAGCAGGGUCUACCCGAGAUCCUUGCCGUGGACGUGCAGCCAGCCGCACGCGACGAUGUGCACCAGUGCCUCGAGUACGUCGCCUACUGCAUGGUCAACAGCAAAAUGGUGGUACCGGACCGCUAUCGAUUCACAUUGCAGUUCCAAAAUCACCAAGUCUAUUUUGCGUGUCUCCAAGCGACCACCAAGCUUGACGUCCUGUACGAUUCGUACAUGGAGGAGCCUCGUCCGGCAUCGGCCGACAUGGUGAUUGUGUUGAUGCCCAUUGGUCGCUCCUUGUUGUGGGGACACCUCCCACAAGCCCCUGACAAGAAGACUCGCAUGCGUGACCACAUCAAGGCCGUGUUGGAAGAGCGAAUGGCGUCGCCCGAAGGAUUUGUGCGUUUCGUGGAUGGCAAGGCGAAGAAUGUGCACCAUUCCAACUUGGCUCGUGUCUCGCUGGAAGAGGCGCUCUCGAAUGACGAUUGGGAAAUCGACUGGGAAGGCAACACGAGCCAGAAAUGCCGAGAAGUCAAGAGACAAGGAGGAGAAGCUCAAUUGUACCUCCAGAAGCGUCGUGGAGAAGUCGAGUACCUCCAGAUGCACGCGGCUCACUUUCGCGAACUGUUGGUCGAUUGCAUUGGCGCCGAACGUUCCACGUUUUACAUUUCGCAGGUUUGUGACAAGGGCAGCCACUGGACCGACUUGUACCAGGAAGGGAAAUUAAUCGUGUCAUGUUGUGCUGACGACAUGGAGUUGGAUUGAGUACGGUGCCACGGAGGCGAGCGAUGGUGGCCGACGACAUGGCUCGAUAGCUACUUUAGGACCGUGGCAUCACGAGCUUUUCAAAAGGAAUCAAUCGAUGAAUCAAUCAAUGUACUACGAAACGGAAAGACAACAGAAAAAGGCAGCUCAAGAAAACACAGCAUAACCUAAACAUUACCAAUAAUCAGGCCUUGCGAGAAGAUCCGUGCCGGCAGCUUGUGGUAUAUGUAGCGUCA